CAAGGUUAUCAGCGGGAAAAGCCCAGAUCCACGACGUUAGGAGCGUGAUUGAUAUCGGGGCGGAAAACUCAGGAGUUUCCCGCGGCAAACCUUCUAUGUGGUAUCGGGAAGACAUCCACUUGUAUAUCAGUGAUAUUAUGGUGUUCAAUACGGUGUAUAAUAAUAUAAUGGAAGGGUGUGUUUUUUGUUGUGCUUAGAUAUCUUCCAUUUCCUGUUUGAUUCCCCCUUUGCUACCAGAUAUUCUUCCACCCAAGUUGUUCACCUUGCAUACUAUUUUGAUCCUCUACUGCGUGCCAACUAUAUACAAUCUCCUAUCUCUCCUAUCUUUCUAUUCUCCGCCAACAACUAGCCCAGAACCAUAGGCAAACUAACCUACCAUCAUGGGUAGUGUCGCCUUGCAGGAAGUACAGCCAUCCUUCAAAACACCAUGGGUACAGACGCCCCUCGUGGAGUCUGCCUCUCUUUCCCGCGCUGCAGGAUGUAGGGUGUUUCUAAAGCUGGAGAAUGUCCAGCCCAGUGGUUCAUUCAAGUCCCGUGCAAUGGGCAACCAGAUCCUGUCACACCUCAUCAAGCCUGAAAACGCCAACCGCCCAGUCCAUUUCUAUGCCUCCUCUGGCGGGAACGCAGGCCUAGCUGCUGUCUGCGCAGCCCGCAGUCUAGGAUACCCCUGCACAGUGGUCGUACCAGUAUCGACGAAGCCCUUGAUGGUACAGAAGCUCCGUACCGCAGGCGCAGCGGAUGUCAUCCAGCAUGGAGAGACGUUCUCCGAGGCCGGCGAGUACAUGCGAGAAGUGAUCAUGAAGAACAAGGACGAUAACGAGUGCGAUAACGUUGCGAAGAUUGCCCUACACCCGUUCGAUAAUGAACCUAUCUGGGAAGGAAAUAGUACCAUCGUGGACGAGCUCGCUGCCCAACUGCCUCCCCCUGCUGGUGAAGAAGAAGAAGCCACACACCGUGGCCGGCCAUUACCCGUGGACGCUAUCAUCUGCAGCGUUGGAGGCGGCGGCCUUCUCAACGGCUUGGUCAUGGGCAUUGAAAGACACCGUCAGCUUCAGAAGAUGAGCAUUAAUUAUGCCUCCACCCCUGUAUCCCACUCUCCGUCAAACCCUAUCAACCUCCUCGCCAUCGAAACACUAGGCACCGAUUCCCUUGCUACGGCCGUCGCUAAAAAGUCCCUCGUCUCCCUCUCCAAGAUCACAUCCCAGGCUACAUCCCUGGGUGCUAUCCGUGUUUCAGAAAGAACGUUCCAAUAUGCCACCGCCCCCCCGCAGGGUAUUGCCGUGCACACUGCUGUCCUCUCAGAUGCUGAUGCAGCAAGGGGUGUACUGCGUCUUGCGGACGAUGAACGGUUGCUUGUUGAGCUUGCAUGUGGUGUUUGUGUCGAGGCUGCGAUUGGUGAUGCGGCGAAAGCCCGGUCAUCAUCAUCAGAUUCCGUAACAUCUGGAACUAAGAAGCGGAAGAGAGAUGUUGCAGAUUAUCCUGCCCACAGAGAUGAGGGCUACGGUGAUGACCGGUCCUCGGCGACCGAGAACGAAACCGAGUCGGAAGAAGGCAGUGACUUCUCAUCCAAGCUCAAGCAGCUUGUUCCAAAUCUGAACUCGGAUAGUCGUGUGGUUAUUGUCGUGUGUGGUGGAAGUAAUAUUACGAUUGAUAUGGCGGCGGAGUGGAGGAAGCUGCUUGAUGAGGGUUGGGGCAACUAGUAAUUGGUUCUUUAUUUAUAAAUGAUUCUGGCGGACUCUUGCAUUUUCCUUGUCUUUUCGGUUAUGUUUUAUGUCACCUGUCAUGAUUGGCGUUUAGAUCUACCAAAAUUUAAUGAUGAAAUA
Molecule: messenger RNA, 1823 nt
Organism: Aspergillus alliaceus
Lineage: Eukaryota; Fungi; Ascomycota; Eurotiomycetes; Eurotiales; Aspergillaceae
Product: putative L-serine dehydratase
Exons: 1
Coding region: 381-1700 (439 amino acids)
Biological process (GO): L-serine catabolic process; L-threonine catabolic process
Molecular function (GO): L-serine ammonia-lyase activity; threonine deaminase activity; pyridoxal phosphate binding
Source: RefSeq, a predicted model, not a curated record